This is a messenger RNA of Pseudomassariella vexata, 330 nucleotides long. RefSeq lists its product as uncharacterized. The record is from RefSeq and is a predicted model, not a curated record. NCBI's taxonomy places the organism in Eukaryota, Fungi, Ascomycota, Sordariomycetes, Amphisphaeriales, Pseudomassariaceae. The transcript has a single exon. Bases 1 to 330 code for a protein of 109 amino acids.
AUGGCCACCAAGUGGGCGAGCGAGCGCUUCCUGGAGCGUGUCUCUGAGGAGGCUGGUGGGGAGUGGAGCGUCUUUAUUCAUAGGCCGAGUAGUAUCUCGAGUCGUGACGAGGCUAAUGCCGUCCCGGGAAGUGACAUUACGCACGCUACGCUGAGAUACUCGCGGCUGCUGGGAGCUGUGCCAGAUCUGUCACUUUCGACGGGAGCUUUUGGUUUUAUUGACAUUGAGACCAUUUCGGGCCAAAUUGUGGCGGAUGUGGUGCAGAGUAUGGGAAUGGGAUAUGUUGUUGUUGGCAGCGGUGGCCGUAAAGGGGUCGCGUAUCGACACUAG